UGAGUGUGUGUGUCACUGUCUUUACGAUCGUCACCAUUUGAGCCCCAGCGCACAGCACAGCACAGCACAGCACAACAGAGCACUAAAGUCAAGAAGAGACUCCGGCCGUAUCCUGGCAAAACUUAGCGCCUGUUCGCCAGGCAGUCAGCACUUCCAGCAGGAUUAGCCGUUUCCCGUGGGGUUCUGGGACUCUGAUUGGAGUAACAGGAAGAAAGACUCAGCGUCUCAGUCACAGCCAGUGGACGAGGACACUGUCCAGCAGAAAGCCGUCCAGCAGGAAGGACACAGAGACAGCAUCAUCCCUGGCCUUCGCACCCGUGCCCCGUCCCAUCUUGAGCGCAGCCAAUCAAAAGGAGCGCUGUGCUUCAUCAACCCCUUGUUCCAGCAGACACACCAGACAGACACCCCCAUCGCGGAGCCUGGCGUCACGGCAACGGCACUGCCUAGCAACAGCACUGUUGCCGACCCCCAGCUGACCGAUAGCAGCACCCCCCUCCAGAACGGCGCACACUCAGGUCCCUCUCCGAACCAGAGUGAAACAUCUAGCCACCAAAGCAGUUCCGCUCACAACAGCAGUUGUGUUUUGACCCGGGCCAAGAGCGUCUCGCGCUCGCGCUCGCCGCCACCCCCGCGCCCCCCACCUCCCCGCUCGCGCUCCGUCCCCCGCAGACCUGCGCCCCCCAGGCAGAAGAGCAUGCCGGAGACAGCCUCCUGGAUAAACCCUCCCCAGAAGGAGAAGACCAGCCUGCUGGGGCGCCUUGGCUCCUCGUUCUCCUCCUCCUUAUCUUUUUCCUCGUCCUCCUCCUCCCCGCCCAAACGCAUCAGCGCCCCCAUCCCCGUCCCCUCCUCCCGGGGCAAGAAGCCCCCCGUCGGGCCUGAUGUGGACGGCCACCGCUGCCAACUGGCUCUUGACGACCAGACCAUAGAGCAGGCCGUGUCCCUCAGCCUGGCCAAGCUGUCCCAGCGCAACGGCUCCAGCGUGGACACGUGCAGCCCCAGCCCCAGCCCUCUGGAGCCCAGCCAGGACGCAGGGGUCGGCGGGCAGAGGCACGCGGGCGAGGAGGGGCGCCGCGGCCGGACCCGAGGCAACAGCGAGCGCCUGAGCGACAUCAGCUUCUCCACCUCCUCGUCCGACUCGUUGGACUUCUCCUCCCACGGCUUCCCGCUGUCGGCGCCGAGCCCCUCCAAAGCCGGCCGCGGCCUCGCCGGCGGCGGCGACAGCAGCAUGGAGGAAGAGGAAGAAGACGAGGAAGAGGAGGACGGAGACUACGGACGCGGCGCCGAGAGCGACCAGGAGAUGCCGCCGCCCUUCAAGGCCAAGAAGCGGGCGAGCGGCGGCACCUUCGUGCUCCCGCGGGCCCUCCGGGGCCACCUGCGCAAGGUGAGCGGCGUGUUCAGCUCGCUGAUGACGCCCGAGAGGCGGGCGGUGCGGCGUGUGGUGGAGCAGGCGCAGGACAAGGGCACCUACUUCGGCUGCCUGGUGCAGGACCACGUCAGCUUCCUGCUGGAGAACGGCGGCCUGGGGCACACGUCGGGCACCGAGCUCCUGCAGACCCUGCGCCAGUUCAUGACCCAGAUGAAGUCCUACCUGCUCCAGAGCUCCGAGCUCGACCCGCCCAUCGAGUCCCUCGUGCCUGAGGACCAGAUCGACCAGGUCCUGGAGAAGGCCAUGCACAAGUGCGUGCUGAAGCCGCUGAAGGCCACGGUGGAGGCGGCGCUUCACGACUUCCAGGUGAAGAGCGGCACGUGGCAGCAGCUGAAGGAGAACCUGGCGCUGGCCAAGGCGCGGCAGCCGCAGGAGAUGGGCGUGGACGGCGCCCUGCCCCCCGACCCCGUGGCCAUCGAGAAGAUCCGCCACAAGUUCCACACCAUGCACAAGAUGUACUCCCCCGAGAAGAAGGUGGCGCUGCUCCUGCGCGUCUGCAAGCUCAUCUACACCAUCAUGGAGGACCACUCAGGGAGGAUGUACGGGGCCGAUGACUUCCUGCCCAUGCUGACGUAUGUGCUGGCCCAGUGUGACAUGCCUCAGCUGGACACAGAGAUCCAGUACAUGAUGGAGCUGCUGGACCCAUCUCUACUGCAAGGAGAAGGUGACCAGUCAUAUCACUGUUGCUUUCUUUUCCUCUGUGGCCUAAUCUGGGUCCGUCUAGGUUUCUAUUCGGACUAGGGACACUUACA
This is a messenger RNA of Clupea harengus (Atlantic herring), 2178 nucleotides long. It is a transcript of the gene rin2a, whose product is annotated as ras and Rab interactor 2-like. Bases 695 to 2167 code for a protein of 490 amino acids. Lineage: Eukaryota; Metazoa; Chordata; Actinopteri; Clupeiformes; Clupeidae. The transcript has 4 exons. The record is from RefSeq and is a predicted model, not a curated record. Gene Ontology annotation, biological process: signal transduction; vesicle-mediated transport. Gene Ontology annotation, molecular function: small GTPase binding; guanyl-nucleotide exchange factor activity. Gene Ontology annotation, cellular component: endocytic vesicle; cytosol.